AUGUCGACAAAGGAAGACACACCGAUCUUUCUCGCCUCGGCGGUCGCCGCACCGCUGCCUCUACCCGACGCAAAGGCCACGGCACUGCUCGAGGAGCUCGAUGCCUUUUUCUCGCAAGGCAAGAACACCGAUCGUCUGCGCCACUUCAUCGAAGAAAAUGACGACACGUUCGAACUUGUCGCCUCUGAGUGCGAGGUGAACACUAACACAGAGGGUAGUCUGCGACUGUAUCAACUUUUUCAGAGGUACGUUGCUCUGAUCGAGGGCAUCAUCGAAGACUUCGUGGCCACCGCGGAGAAGUCGGAUGAGUCGAUGCUGCGCUCCCUAGCAUCCGCCAUUCAAGAAGAGUGGAAGUCCCCGAGCACGGCCUAUCGGUGUGUCUGCACUAGCUACAUAGCGGCGUCCAUGGACUACAAGAACUUUCUCGAGUUUGCUGAGGAUCUGUACAGCAUGACUCAUUACCGGAUGCACGUGCGAGAAGACGACAGCGGUGAGGAAGAGGACGGAGAAGAGAUCGUCGGCGACGUCAGUGGUGACGGUGGCUACGGGUCCGAUGACUCGAACCUCAAUUGA
Molecule: messenger RNA, 573 nt
Organism: Leishmania mexicana MHOM/GT/2001/U1103
Lineage: Eukaryota; Euglenozoa; Kinetoplastea; Trypanosomatida; Trypanosomatidae
Exons: 1
Coding region: 1-573 (190 amino acids)
Source: RefSeq, a predicted model, not a curated record